UCCUCUUUCCCUCCACUACUUCCUCCUCAUCUUCAUACAUUUUUCCAGUUUUUCUUUUUCCUUCUGUUUUUAUCUUCUUUUUGUUUUAGUAGAAAUGGGGUUUUUGAAUGUGGCCUGCUGUGUUGCUUCACUUUUUUCACUAAUUUUACUAACAGCUGAAGCUAGAAUCCCUGGUGUUUUUACUGCCGGAGCAUGGCAGAGUGCUCAUGCUACUUUCUAUGGCGGAAGCGACGCUUCUGGUACUAUGGGUGGAGCAUGUGGGUAUGGUAACCUAUACAGUCAGGGAUACGGAGUGAACAAUGGAGCACUUAGCACAGCGCUAUUCAACAAUGGACUGAGUUGUGGAGCGUGUUUUGAGAUCAAAUGUGACAACUACCCACAAUGGUGCCAUCCCGGAAGUCCUUCCAUCUUCAUUACAGCUACUAACUUCUGCCCUCCCAACUUUGCUCUCCCAAACGACAACGGGGGUUGGUGUAACCCUCCUCGCCCUCAUUUCGACCUCGCCAUGCCUAUGUUCCUCCACAUCGCCGAGUACCGCGCCGGAAUUGUCCCCGUCGUUUACCGCCGGGUGCCAUGCAGGAAGCAAGGUGGAAUAAGGUUUACAAUUAACGGUUUCCGUUACUUCAACUUGGUUUUGGUAACCAACGUCGCAGGUGCAGGGGAUAUCGUGAGUCUUAGUAUUAAAGGUUCAAAAACUAAUUGGAUAAGUAUGAGCAGGAACUGGGGGCAAAAUUGGCAAACAAAUUCAGUUUUGUUUGGUCAGUCACUUUCAUUUAGGGUUAGAGCUGGUGAUAGAAGGAGCUCCACUUCAUGGAAUAUAGCACCUGCACAUUGGCAAUUUGGUCAAACUUUUAUUGGGAAGAAUUUCAGAGUUUAAUUAGUG
Molecule: messenger RNA, 883 nt
Organism: Solanum verrucosum
Lineage: Eukaryota; Viridiplantae; Streptophyta; Magnoliopsida; Solanales; Solanaceae
Product: expansin-A6-like
Exons: 3
Coding region: 95-877 (260 amino acids)
Biological process (GO): plant-type cell wall organization
Cellular component (GO): extracellular region
Source: RefSeq, a predicted model, not a curated record